Molecule: messenger RNA, 774 nt
Organism: Chroicocephalus ridibundus (black-headed gull)
Lineage: Eukaryota; Metazoa; Chordata; Aves; Charadriiformes; Laridae
Gene: CCDC172
Product: coiled-coil domain containing 172
Exons: 8
Coding region: 1-774 (257 amino acids)
Cellular component (GO): cytoplasm
Source: RefSeq, a predicted model, not a curated record
AUGAACCUGGAUGCUUUGUUCCAGCAAAUACAGCUCACAGAGAAGCAGGCCGGGGAGAAGAGGCGCCUCAUCCAACAAGCUAAAUUCGACAUAAACAGAUGUUAUGAAAAAAUUAACCAAAUAAAAGAAGAGCUGAGCACUGCAAAAAUGAAAUUAGAAACUAAGGUUCAGCAUCUGUCUGAAAAACGGUUCUACUUAGAAAUGCUGAAGAAACGUGAAGACAGCUUAGAAAAACAGAAAGCUGAACUUAUUAAUCAAAAAAGCUGUCUUCUUAAAAUCUUUACAGAUUCAAAGAGAAAAAUGACUGAAGAGGAUGAUAAUUUUACUAGAGAAGUAACAGAGUUUAAUAAUGAGUAUGGACUAACAAGUAAUAGAGAUCUUCUGAUUAAAAAAAAAGUCAAGACUGAAAUAAAUGAUUUAGAGAAUGAGGCAGCUCUGUUGAAAAACGAAAUGGAGUCAAUGGAACAUAAAAAUGUUCAGUUAAAUGCACUCCAGAUGCAGAAGAGUGAAUUAAAGCAGGAUUUAUUUACCCUCCAAAAUGAACUCAAAGAUCUUGAGAAAGUAAUCAGGGAGGCUGAAAGAAAGACAAAAGAUUUAGAAGCAGAAAAAGUCCAAGUCACUGAAAAACCUCAGACUGAUCCUGAAUGUUUAAGGCUUAAGAAAGAAUUGGAAAAUUGCAGAGAUGAUGAUUGGGAAAGUAUCUGUGAGACUCUUCGAACAGAAAUUGAAAUUCUGCAAGUGAAUCUAUCACAAAAAAAGUCUUCAGACAAGUGA